AUGGAUAUGUUAAGAAUUCGAGUGAUUAUGGAGUAUGAGUGCCAUCGUGGUAACAAAGCGGCAGCAGUGGCACGCAACAUCAACGACGUGCUUGCGAACACUACUAACGAUCAUACCACCCGUUAUUGGUUUGCUCGCUUUCGCUCCGGAAAUUUUGACGUAAGCAAUAAACCACGUGGUCGGCCGAAAAUGUUGGUCGACAAAGACGAAUUAAAAGCGAUUGUGGAGGCUAAUGAUUCUCAAACUACAGCUGAAUUAGCAGCAGCUUUCGAAGUUCGCACUAAAACAAUAUUGGUCCAUUCGCAUCUAACAGGCAAGGUAAAGAAGCUCGACAAUUGGGUGCCUCAGGAAUUGAAUUAA
Messenger RNA from Melitaea cinxia (Glanville fritillary), 360 nucleotides. Its product is annotated as histone-lysine N-methyltransferase SETMAR-like. The transcript has a single exon. The record is from RefSeq and is a predicted model, not a curated record. The coding region runs from base 1 to 360 and encodes 119 amino acids. Lineage: Eukaryota; Metazoa; Arthropoda; Insecta; Lepidoptera; Nymphalidae.